Bufo bufo (common toad) is the source of this 4696-nucleotide messenger RNA. It is a transcript of the gene TPP2, whose product is annotated as tripeptidyl peptidase 2. Lineage: Eukaryota; Metazoa; Chordata; Amphibia; Anura; Bufonidae. The record is from RefSeq and is a predicted model, not a curated record. Gene Ontology annotation, cellular component: cytosol. Gene Ontology annotation, biological process: proteolysis. Gene Ontology annotation, molecular function: tripeptidyl-peptidase activity; serine-type endopeptidase activity.
UUUACCCCACCUGCUGGCUGCUCCUCCAGCUCUUCCUUGUCAUGAUCAUGGCUGCCGGCUCUGAAGAACCUUUCCCAUUCCAUGGCCUGCUCCCCAAGAGAGAGACCGGAGCCGCUUCUUUCCUCUCCCGGUAUCCGCAGUAUGAUGGCCGCGGCGUGCUGAUCGCAGUGCUGGACACCGGGGUGGACCCGGGGGCCCCUGGGAUGCAGCAAACAUCAGAUGGAAAGCCGAAAAUAAUAGACAUUAUAGAUACCACUGGAAGCGGAGAUGUGAACACCAGUACUGUAGUGGAACCAAAAGAAGGUGUAAUAUUGGGCCUGUCUGGUAGAACCUUAAAGAUUCCCAUAGGCUGGCAAAACCCAUCCGGCAGAUAUCACAUAGGUGUGAAGAAUGGUUUCGAUUUUUAUCCAAAGGCACUCAGAGAGCGACUCCAGAAAGAGCGGAAGGAGAAGUUGUGGGAUCCAGUUCACAGAGCUGUACUAGCAGAAACUUGCCGGAAGCAGGAUGAGAUUGACACAAGUUCUAAUACUCAAACUUUGAUGGGAAAAUUGAUAAAAGAAGAUAUUCAAAAUCAAGUUGAAAUACUGAACAUAAUUGAAAAAAAAUUUGGAGAUCCCGGCCCUGUUUUUGACUGCUUGGUGUGGCAUGAUGGGGAGACGUGGAGAGCAUGUAUGGACACCAGUGAGUGUGGCGAUCUUGACUGCUGCACCGUUUUAGGAAGUUACCGAGAAGCCCAAGAGUAUGCAUCAUUUGGUGUAACAGAGAUGCUCAAUUAUUCAGUGAACAUUUAUGAUGAUGGCAACCUGCUUUCAAUUGUAACAAGUGGAGGUGCCCAUGGAACUCACGUGGCCAGUAUUGCAGCAGGGUUUUUUCCUGAUGAACCAGAAAGAAGUGGUGUUGCUCCUGGCGCACAGAUUCUAGCAAUAAAAAUUGGUGACACAAGACUGAGCACAAUGGAAACUGGCACAGGACUUAUAAGAGCGAUGAUUGAAGCAAUAAAAUAUAAAUGUGACCUCAUCAAUUACAGCUAUGGGGAAGCCACUCACUGGCCAAACUCUGGGAGGAUUUGUGAAGCAAUUAAUGAAGCCGUAUGGAAAAACAACAUCAUUUAUGUAUCAAGUGCUGGCAAUAAUGGCCCGUGUCUAUCAACUGUUGGCUGUCCAGGAGGAACGACCUCUAGUGUCAUAGGAGUUGGCGCGUAUGUUUCUCCGGAUAUGAUGGUUGCAGAAUAUUCCCUCCGAGAAAAGCUACCUGCCAAUCAAUACACUUGGUCUUCAAGAGGUCCUAGUAUUGAUGGAUGCCUUGGAGUCAGUAUAAGUGCACCUGGAGGAGCCAUAGCGUCAGUUCCAAAUUGGACCCUGCGUGGCACACAGUUAAUGAAUGGAACAUCUAUGUCUUCUCCCAAUGCUUGUGGGGGCAUUGCACUAGUGUUAUCAGGUCUUAAAGCAAAUGAAGUCCCUUACACAGUUCAUUCAGUUAGAAGAGCUCUUGAAAACACUGCUAUGAAGGCGGAAAACAUUGAAGUCUUUGCUCAAGGACAUGGCAUUAUUCAGGUUGACAAAGCUUACGACUACCUCAUGCAGAAUGAUUCACCAGCCAGUAAGAUAGGGUUCACAGUUACAGUGGGAAAUGGCCGUGGAAUCUACCUCAGGGAUCCAGUACAGGUUGCUGCCCCAUCAGAUCAUGGUGUAGGCAUCGAGCCUAUGUUUCCAGAAAACACAGAUACCUCUGAAAGGAUUGCCCUCCAACUUCACUUGGCACUUGUCUCAAGCGCUUCCUGGCUUCAGUAUCCCAGUCACUUGGAGCUAAUGAACCAGUGUAGACAUAUAAAUGUCCGUGUGGAUCCUCGUGGUUUACGUGAAGGAGUGCAUUACACAGAGAUUUGUGGUCAUGAUGUAUCUGCUCCUAAUUCCGGUCCAUUAUUCCGAGUUCCUGUAACUGUUAUUAUUCCAGCAAAACUCGGUGAUUCUACAUAUGACAUGGAGUGCAAAGAUAUUCAUUUCAAAUCGGGACAAAUUAAGCGCCAUUUUAUUGAAGUUCCUCAAGGUGCUACAUGGGCUGAGGUUACAGUGAACUCUCGCUCUGCAGAUGUUGCUUCUAAGUUUGUUCUUCAUGCGGUUCAGCUAGUGAAGCAAAAAGCUUACAGAAGUCAUGAGUUUUACAAAUUUACAUCUUUGCCUGAGAAUGGGUCAGUGACUGAAGCAUUUCCUGUGCUGGGGGGCAAGACCAUAGAAUUUUGCAUUGCACGUUGGUGGGCAAGUCUCAGUGAUGUCCGUAUUGACUAUUCAGUUUCCUUUCAUGGAGUUGUUUGUGGACUGACCCAGCUCAAUAUUCAUGCAUCUGAAGGGGUUUCUCGUUUUGAUGUGGUUUCUACAUUAAAGUAUGAAGAUCUCUCUCCCAGCAUAAGUUUAAAGAAUUGGGUGCAAACUGUAAGGCCUGUCAGUGCCAAGACCAAACCUCUGGGUGCCCGUGAUGUUUUGCCAAAUAACCGCCAAUUAUAUGAAAUUGUAUUGACGUAUAACUUCCAUCAGCCUAAAUGUGGAGAAGUGACACCCAGCUGCCCGUUACUCUGUGAGCUAUUGUAUGAAUCUGAAUAUGACAGCCAGCUCUGGAUCAUUUAUGACCAGAACAAAAGACAAAUGGGUUCAGGAGAUGCCUACCCCCAUCAGUACUCUGUGAAGCUCGAGAAGGGAGACUACACAAUAAGGAUGCAAGUUCGUCACGAGCAAUUUAACGAGCUGGAACGUUUGAAAGACCUUCCCUUUGUGAUAUCUCACAGAAUGUCCAACACUUUGAGUCUGGAUAUAUAUGAAAGUCACAGCAUGGCCCUCUUAGGGAAGAAAAAGGCAAACACCAUCACAAUACCGCCAAAGCACAGCCAGCCAUUCUUUGUUACAAUGCUACCCGAUGAUAAAGUACCUAAAGGUGCUGGUCCAGGCUGCUAUCUGAGUGGCACGCUGACGUUGUCCAAGACCGAACUAGGCAAGAAAGCUGGGCAGUCUGCAGCAAAGCGACAAGGAAAAUUUAAAAAGGAUGUUGUUUCUGUGCACUAUCACUUGAUACCAUCUUCAAAUAAACCAAAGAAUGGCAGUAAGGACAAAGAAAAAGAAGCGGAGAAAGAAAAGGAUGUGAAAGAGGAGUUUGCUGAAGCUCUACGAGAUUUGAAGAUACAGUGGAUGACAAAACUUGAAAGCAAUGAAAUCUUCAGUGAACUGAAAGAAUCCUUUCCUAACCACCUUCCCCUGUACGUGGCAAGGCUUCAUCAGCUGGAUUCUGAAAAGGAGCGCAUCAAACUUAUCAAUGAAAUCAUUUCCGCUGCUACUGAUGUAAUCUCUAGAAUUGACCAGACUUCUCUAGCCUUUUUCUUUGCCAUGAAGACUGAUCCACGACCAGAUGCAGCCACUAUAAAAAAUGACAUGGACAAGCAGAAAAAUACCCUGAUUGAUGCCAUGUGUAGAAAAGGCUGUGCCCUGGCAGAUAAAGUGCUCCACCUUGAGUCCAAGGAGGGUGCUGCUUCUUCUGAUGGUGAUGGAAGAGAAGAUGAUCAUGAGGUUGCUUUGGAAGCCUUAAACGAAACUUACUGGGAAGUGACUAAAUGGGCUGACGUAUAUGACUCCAAGGUGUUACCAUUUGUCUAUAAACAUGCUUUGGCGAAUAAAUUAUAUGGACGAGGCAUAAAAUCGGCAACGAAGAUUGCAGAGGAGAAGCCAACUAAAGAAAACUGGAAAAACUGUGUCCAGCUGAUGAAGUUGCUUGGAUGGACCCAUUGUGCAUCUUUCACAGAAAACUGGAUCCCAGUCAUGUAUCCUCCAGAUUACAGUAUUUUCUAAAAUCCCACUGACAACUAAAACUGUUUUCUACAAGUCUUAGAACUGGGGAUAUUUAGAGCUGUGUAUGAUUUUUAGGUUGUUUUUUUUCUAACGCAUGUUAUUUGUUAAUGUAAGACAUCUGUUAAUCUGUGUAUUUAUCUGCCAAUUCACCUUUGUGCUUCAUAGUGUGAGGUAUUUGGAUGGGUAUGAUUUUUGCAUGCCUAGUUGGGUAUUUUAAACAGAAGAGCAGGAUUUUACAGCUGGCAUAUUUUAACAUUUUAUGUUUAGGUUAUCAAUGCCUUAAUCAUCUAGAAUAAGUCAGUUUAUUUAUUGGUUACAGAAGAUUACAUCCCAUCAGCUACUUACUGUGAAGGUCGCCAUUUUUGCUGCCAAAUCAGAAUUUGCGAGAAUUCAGCCAUUAAAUUUAGCUCGUAAAGGCGCAGCAUAUGGAUUUGUCGCCACUGUAAGCAACUGAUGGCAUUUAUCAUAGUACAGUUUACACUUCCAACAAGUGAACAGGUUUUCUUUUAAGAUCGACGAAUUUUAUACAAAAGGGACAAUCAAAUUAGAUUUUUGAACACAAUGGAAAUUUUUUGUCCUUCCAUGUUUGAGUAGUUCUGCUUUUACAAGUCUUUUUUGCAUUUACACAAUUAUGUAUGAAAAGAGAUUGCUUAACAUGUGUAGCCAUCAGAGAAGUUUAUUCAAGCAAUAGUGUGGAAGGCAUUGAAUGCUCUUUAUUCAGGUACACUGUAAAGCUAUACAUAUGUUUAUCAACAGAAAUAUGUAAAAUAAAGCCGAAGCCACCAUGCACACAACAAAAUGUAACAAAUUCCAGUAUCUAGUUGUUGUUUUUUUUUUUAUUUACAUGAAUUAUAAAAUUAUCAUGG